AUGGUUUGUUGCGGAAACAGGAUUCCUAGAGGAGUCAAAAUAUGUUGUGCCAUCACCACAAUACUUGUGAUCAUCAUAGUUGUGGUUGCUGUAGUAUUGUUCGUCACAGUGUUGAAGCCUAAAAAACCAAACCUCACAACCAAAUCCGUCACCUUAGACAACAUCAGGCUAGAAGUUCUUCCAAUAUUCCGCCUUAAUGUCACGCUAGGCAUCGUCGUCACGGUCGAUAAUCAUCGCAAUUACGGAAGCUUCAAGUACGAUAACAGCACAGUUUUCGUGUAUUAUAGGAAGAUUCAGGCUGCUCAAGCGCCGGUUCAGGCCGACACGAUCCCGGCCCGAGCGAGGCACGACGUUAGCGCAACUGUUACGGUAGUAGGGGAUAAUCUUUUCCCGGAUCCUAGCUUUUGGGUGGAUUUGAAUUCCGGGGUGCUGAAUUUUACAUCGUCGGUUUCAUUGCAUGGGAAGGCUACAGCUUGGAAAAUCUUGAAGGUUAAACUCACUACUUUUACCACAUGUAACAUUUCUGUGUUUAUUGCUACUCAGAAUGCUUCUUCAUUCUGCCAAUCCAAGCUGAUGUACUAA
Oldenlandia corymbosa var. corymbosa is the source of this 582-nucleotide messenger RNA. NCBI's taxonomy places the organism in Eukaryota, Viridiplantae, Streptophyta, Magnoliopsida, Gentianales, Rubiaceae. The record is from the annotation of a GenBank genome assembly.